Molecule: messenger RNA, 1009 nt
Organism: Trichomonas vaginalis G3
Lineage: Eukaryota; Parabasalia; Trichomonadida; Trichomonadidae
Product: organellar and viral DNA polymerase type B
Exons: 1
Source: RefSeq, a predicted model, not a curated record
AUGUUUAAGAGCGCUAUAGAACAAGUUCGCAAAGCUAACGAUGUCAUUCGUUCCAUUGACGACAAACCAAAAGAAGGUGAGAGAUGGUUAAAGAAAGAUGAAGAGAAUAGGAAGAGAAAUGUGAAGUCAGGCAAUAGACUCAUUGACUUUAACAUCGAAGCUUUAGAUGAACCAAACAGAGACUACUUACACAAACAUUUCGGUAAGGUUUUCAUGAGACUCUUAGAGAAGAUUAAAAUAAACUCCCAACAAAGAUGGAUGGUAUGUUAUAAACUUGGUGGAAAGUAUGAAUGUUCUACGUUAAACCUCAAUAAUAUUGGAACAUUACUACAUCAGCUCUUGAAGGAGAACUUUAUAUCAGAGAUAGAAGCAAAUGCUGCAGGUAUUGUUGAAAUGCACUAUGACUUCUUCUUGACAAACAUAAAGAAUCUUACUGAAAUAAAGAUGUAUGAUUUAACUGAAUAUGAAGGCUUAACGAUGUCAGAUGUAAAGAAAGGCAAACCAAAAAAGAGACCAUAUAGAGAUGAAAGCACACUGACAGAAAGACAGAAAAGAUUAUUGAACAGACUUAAACAAACAGGAGAUAAACAAGAUAUAGAUGACUUCUGGAAUGAAAUCCUUGGUGAAAAGAAGUUUUAUAAGAAGAGAAGCGGUCAGUUCUGGAAGUAUCUUUGCACAUUACCUAUAAAUCUUGAACGCUACCAAAUCUUCAAUGAACUGAACAAAAGAACUGCAACACUUAUGACAGAGGACAAUUGUUUCGUUUAUGCUUGCAUUCAGGCUGGAGUAAAUGAAGAAACUAUUGACCACAUGAGAGAAGUCAUUCGUGUUAGAGACUUUCCUCAAAGUAAAGUACAAGAAAUUUCCGAUUCAACAGGUAUAGCAUUCAAUGUUACCAUUGGUUAUUUCAAUGACUCAAGACAUAAUGAAAUAAAGAGAUACAUACCAAAAGAAUGUAAAACUGUUCGAACUAUUGACUUACUUCUUGUUGAAGACCACUACAUGCUAA